AUGGGUCUCAUAACGGUGUUACUGAAGCUAGCAAACUGUAUAGUAAACAAUAUUCUAACAAACUCAUUCCAGAAAGCAGAAAAUAAGCUUCAAAACCAACAUAAUCAUCACUUUACGCUCACAAAAUGUAGUGUACCCAAAGAACAUACUAUAAUUUGUGACAUCCAAAACACCCUCUUACUAAAUUCAAAAUCUUUCUUUCCUUACUUCAUGCUAAUUGCUUUUGAAGGUGGAAGCAUACUCAGAGCAUGUUUCUUGCUAUCAGCCUAUCCUCUAAUACUUCUCUUAAACCAUGACCAUUAUAGGCUCAAAUUCAUGAUCUUCAUCACCUUUUGUGGGAUGAAGGUCAAAAACAUGGAGAAUAUCGGGAGGACGGUUUUGACCAAGUUAUAUCUUGAAAAUUUAGAUUUUCAAGUCUAUGAGUUGGUCUUUCGGACCAUAAAAGAAGUAGGAACGACGAAGGUUGUGGUGUUAACGAGUGUGCCUAGAGUGAUGGUAGAUGAGUUUUGUAGAGAGUUUUUGGGUGUUGAUAAUGUGGUAGCGACUGAGUUGCAUAGUGUUAGGGGUUACUAUAGUGGGUUUGUGGCUACUUCUGGUGUGAUUAUGAAACAAAAAGUAGUCAAAGAGUGGUUUGGAGAUGAAAUACAACAAGAUAUUGGUGCUGGAUACUGUGUUCUUGCCCAAUACAAGGAAGCAACUUAUGUAAUGAGCAAUGGAGAUAUGGGGAUGAGUUCAAGAAGACAAAUGCCAAGAGAUGAGUAUCCAAAACCAUUGGUAUUUCAUGAUGGAAGGCUUGCUUUUCUUCCAACUCCAUUUGUGACAUUGGCCAUGUUUUUAUGGUUCCCUUUUGGCAUUUUCAUUGCAAUGAUUCGACUCUUUGUAGGUGUCUUCUUCCCAUAUAAAGUGACUCUCUUUGUAUGUGCUUUAACGGGGUUAAAAAUUAGAAUUAAAGGAGGUAAUCACUCAAUGGCAUAUAAAACCAAAGAAGUUAGCGGUGGUGGUGUUCUUUUUGUUUGCACACAUCGUACUCUUUUGGAUCCGGUCUUCUUAUCAUUGACCACUGGCAAGCCACUAAUUGCCGUUACAUAUAGUGUAAGUAAGAUGUCAGAGAUCUUAAGCCCGAUAAGAACAACAAGGUUAACUAGAGAUAGGGAAAAAGAUGGAGAAAUGAUGCAAAAGUUAUUAAAGGAUGGUGAUUUGGUUAUUUGCCCAGAAGGGACGACUUGUAGAGAGCCUUAUUUGCUAAGGUUUAGCUCUUUGUUUGCAGAGUUAACGGAUGAGAUUGUGCCGGUUGCAAUUAACACACAUGUAACCAUGUUUUAUGGAACAACUGCAAGUGGGUUCAAGUGGUUGGACCCGAUUUACUUUUUGAUGAAUCCUAGACCAACUUACCAUGUUCAAUUGCUAGGGAAAUUGGACAAGGGACUCACAUGUGGUUUUGGUAACAAGUCUAGCCAUGAGGUGGCUAACCACAUCCAAAAACUACUUGGUGAUGCAUUAGGUUUUGAAUGCACAAAUCUUACUAGGAAGGACAAAUAUUCCAUGCUUGUUGGUAAUAAAGAAAUUAUAGUUUGA
Erigeron canadensis is the source of this 1575-nucleotide messenger RNA. RefSeq names its product glycerol-3-phosphate acyltransferase 1-like. Gene Ontology annotation, cellular component: membrane. The transcript is spliced from 2 exons. Gene Ontology annotation, biological process: cutin biosynthetic process. Gene Ontology annotation, molecular function: glycerol-3-phosphate 2-O-acyltransferase activity; phosphatase activity. The record is from RefSeq and is a predicted model, not a curated record. The coding region runs from base 1 to 1575 and encodes 524 amino acids. Lineage: Eukaryota; Viridiplantae; Streptophyta; Magnoliopsida; Asterales; Asteraceae.